Camellia sinensis is the source of this 1432-nucleotide messenger RNA. The record is from RefSeq and is a predicted model, not a curated record. Lineage: Eukaryota; Viridiplantae; Streptophyta; Magnoliopsida; Ericales; Theaceae.
CUCUCUCUCUCUCUAAAUCUUCAGUUGGAAUAAUUUAUUCAUUCAGUCAUGCCUUCUGCCAAAGCAAAAGCAGGGUGUGCAAUAAAGAAGAAAGAAAAAGAAAACAAAGGAGGGCAUUGCCAACUCAUCUUUGAGUCACAAGUUGAAGCAAAAGGCUCCACAUCCUCAUCACUCUCCUCUUGCUACUCCUACCUAGAUGAACAACUCCCAAUCUCACGUUCUCUUCUUCCUCCACCUCCACCUUCCACCUCAUGCUCAUACUCCCACUUCUUGGCUUUGUUCAUGCAACAUCCCAAGAACUCACAAUCAAGGAAACCUUGGUAUCAAAAAGCAAUGGAAAUGGCCAACAUAUGGAAAACCUUUCCGAAAUCCACGAAAAUCCCCACGACGAAUGCAACUCUAUGGAAAACCAUUUCUAGAUCAACCGAGGUCUCAACUACAAAUUCCAACAGGCAGAAACUACGAAAAUGCUCUUCUCUAAAGGUUGCAACCACGUUCACACGAGUCUGUUUAUGUGCACCAAUCUCUUCCUACACCGAGGUUUUCCAAGCAGAGGUUCCACCAAGAAGAAGCAAUAGUUAUCCGAGAUCAAAGCCAUUUCCUACCCAACAAGAAAGAACUCCAAGUGCAAGAAUUAGUAUAGAAGGGAGGAGAAUUUUUCGGGGAAAAUCUUUGACCGAUGAUGUUUUAAUGAGGAGAUUUGUUGUGGCAGAAGAAGCAAUGAUGCAAGUUAGAAGGAGGAAUCAAAUGGAAAUAAUCAGGAAGAGAGCUUCCAUGAGAAGGAAAAUGCUUGGACCAAGCCCUCUAAGUAGAAUGGUUUUGGCUGAAGAGGAAUGAGAAUUAACUAGGAAAAGCUCUAUGCUUUCAUUUGUUCAAAGAAAAUUGAUUUUUUUUUUUUUCUCUCUUCUUCUCCUUUUUAGUUGCCUUAUUUUCUUGUGGCUUUUGAUGGGUAAUUUCUAUUCUCUUUUCCUAUGAAAUUAAACUGGUUUGGUUGUGUUUUAUGGUUUCUUUUCUUUUCGGUUUCAUUUUCUUGAAAACGCAUUGUUUGGCGAACUGUUUCAAGAAAUUGGAUUGGGAAAGUUCUGAAAAACAAUCACUUUUAGGAAACAUCAAUAAUAGUUUUUUGAAUUUUUGAAAUUGAGUGAAUUGAAAUGAUAGUGUUUCCAAACAUUUCAUUGUUUUUGUUCAUGGAAACACGAAAAACAAAGAAAACAAAAGCACAACCAAACAACAUAUGGUUUCAACCUAGAACUUUGUCUAUUUCAAGAAUAUGUGGAAAAGUUUGUAAAUCGGAAAGUUGAAUGCAUGUCAUCAAGUUGAUUUUGUUGCAUUUGAGCUCUCAAUGAUGUUAGAGAAUAUUUGUAAAAUGUACUGGUGAUGAAAACUCUUGCAAUGUUUGCAUGAAUUCAGAUUACACCACCUUGUUGAUUAA